AGUUACUCGGCUCACUCCACUCUCAUGAAGAGAGUUCUUUAUCACACUCUCUGUUCUUCUCGGCUCCGUCGGCCCUUUUUAUCCUCAACUCAACCGCUCGUCAAUCGAUCCCGCUCUAAUUUUCAGUUCCAAUUCUCCCCCCACUCCCAGAUCUGGAAUUUCUCUUUUUCUAUCUCGCUCACCAAUUCCCAAUCCCUAAUCUCUCCCUCAGAGGUCCUCUGCAUCUCGCAACUCAAACAUUCCUCGCCGAACACAAACACUUAUGCUGCUGCCGGAGAUUCGAAAUUCCGCUCUUCUCCGUAAUCUUCAAAAACCCUAAGUUUCUGUGAAGGUUUUGCUUCUUGUUCUUUCUACUUCCCGAAGUUCUCCUUCCUCCUACGAACUUACUCUGCUUGUCUGAUUCGGAGCUGUGAACCAUGGCGAGCGAAACCCUAGAGGAGAAAAAACCGGAGGAGGAAGCUCCAGUUGAGAGCAAAGAGGAUUCCGGGCCUGAAGUGGGCAAAGAGAAAGUCGGCGAAGAGAUGAAAGACAAGCAGGAAGAGGAAACCGAUGAGCUGAAGGAGAAACCCCAGGAAGCAGACGAGAAGAUGGAAGAGAGCGUAAAGACGGAAGGGGAGGAACACAAGGCAAACGAUAAGGAGGACGAGGAGAAGCAAGAAGAUAAGGAGGAGAAAGAGGACGAGGAAGAACCGAAUUCUGAAGUUGCCCCUGAAAAAGUUGACAAUGAGGAUGAGCCAGCAGAGGAAGAUGGUGGAGACAUAAAGGAGGAGGCGGAAGAAGAGCAAGAUAAGUAUGAUGGAGAUGCCGUAGAUGUUAAGGAAGAGGAGGAAGCAGGGAGUAAGCAAAGUCAACGAGGUGCUGCAAAUAUAGGUGAAGAGAAGACUCCUGAUCCUGAAGCCACCGAGGAGAACCAGAGUAAGGAAUCCGUUGACAAGAAAGAAGAAAUUCCUGAACAAGGAAGGUCUUCUGCAAGCCAGCCGUUGUCCAUUGAGAAGUUUUCUGUGAGGGUUGUUGUUCUUUUAUUUCCUGAAAUUUCUCCUUCUCUUACCAAGUUACUCUGCUCGUUUGAUUCAGACCUGUGCUCCAUGGCAAGCGAAAUCCUAGAGGAUAAAACGCCAGAAGAGGAAUCCCCAGUAGAGGGCAAAGUGGAUCCUGAGCCCAAAUCGGUGGAACAGAAAGCUGACGAGGAGAUGAAAGACAUACAGGAAGAGGAGGACAGGGAGAUGAUAGAGAAGCCAGUUGAAGUGGGUGAGAACAUGGGAGACCAACAAGAGGAAGAAAGGUUAAAGAAUGAAGACGAGAAACAUAAGGAAAACAAUGAGGACGACGAAAAGCAAGAAGAGAAAGAGGAGCAGCCGAUUCAAGAGAACAACGAGGAACAGAGUUCUGAAGUUCCUCCUGUAAUGGUUGACAAAGGAAAUGAGAACGAGCCAGCAGAGGAAGAUAUGGGGGAGAAAAAGGAGGUUGAAGUAGAACAAGAUGAGGAUGCUGAGGAUGUUGAGGAAGAAGAUGAUGGAGAGGAAAAAGCUGAGAGUAAUAAAAGUAAGCAAGGAGCUUCCAUGAGUUCUACAAAUAAAUUUGACAAGAAGUCUCUUGAAGCCACCCAGGACAAGCAGAAGAGUAAGGAAUCCAUUGACAAGAAAGAAGCUGUGACCCCAAGCAGUGACAGGCCAACCAGAGAGCGGAAGACGGUGGAGAGAUACUCUAUUCCUCAACGAGGGAGGUCUUCUGCAAGCAAGCCAUUGUCUAGUGGCAAGGGCCGGGGGACACCUCUGAAGGAUAUUCCUAAUGUGGCGUUCAAGUUGUCCAAGAGAAAAGCUGAUGAGACUCUGCAGAUCCUUCACACUUUACUUUUUGGAAAGAAAGGAAAGGUGCAAAGUGUGAAGAGAAAUAUUGGUCAGUUUUCUGGCUUUGUGUGGACUGGGAAUGAGAAAAAACAGAAGUCAAAAUUGAAGGAAAAGCUGGACAAGUGUGUAAAAGAAAAGCUCAUAGAUUUCUGUGAUGUGCUCAAUAUUCAAGUAACUAGAGCUACAGUGAAGGAAGAACUCACUGUAAAAAUCUUGGACUUCUUGGAAUCGCCUCAUGCUACAACUGAUGCUUUGCUCGCUGAUAAGGAACAGAAAGGUAAGAAGCGAAGGUCAAUAACUGGGAAGAAUUCAAGCCCUGAUGAAGCAUCAGUUACACCAGCUAAGAGGCAAAAACAGUCUUCCCAGGCCGAGGAAGAUAAAAAACGCUCUCCCAAAGAUGAGGAAGAAGAUGAGGAUGAUGAUGAAGAUGAAUCUGCAGAUGCUCGUGAGGACUCUCAAGGUGACGACGCUGGUGAGACUCUGCUCAAAGAUGAGAGUGACCAGGAUGAGGAUAACUCGGAUGAAUAUGAACCAAAAAAAGAAACACCAACUCAAAAGUCUUCAUCUAGAAAACGUGUAAAGGAUACCUCAAAACCCAGGGAGAAAGCUACACCUGUCAAAAGCAGCAUCCCUACAAAAAGUGCAUCGAGGUCUAAGAAGUCAUCCACUCCCUCAGCUAAACCAAGUGCAGACACUGAUAAGGGUUCUGGUUCGGUUUCUAAAUCCAAGGGAUCUACAUCUAGGAAACGCAAGGCUGAAGUAGAAGAUGUUUCAAGAAAGGAAAAUAGCAUGAAAAAGCAGUCAGGCAAGUCAAUGUCAAAAGCUCCUGCAAAAGAAGGAAAGUCUCGCAAGAAGGCCAAGGCUGAACCCACUAGAGAUGAGUUGCAUGCAGUUAUUGUUGAUAUUCUGAAAGAAGUUGAUUUCAAUACAGCAACUUUUACUGAUAUUUUCAAGCAACUUGGUAAACACUUCGGUAUAGAUCUAAUGGACAGAAAAGCUGAGGUGAAGGAUGUCGUAACUGAAGUUAUAAAAAAGAUGGCUGACGAGGAAGAUGAAGACGAUGAGAAUGCCGACGAGGCUGGUGGGGAUGCAGACAAAGAUAGUGAAAGUGAUGAUUAGUUAGGGCUGAUACAAGAGCUUCUCUCAAGACGAAGGGCAUCAAACGGUGCUUAUUUAUAAACAGAAGUGAUGGUAAAAACCUCGGCAGUAAACAGAAUCGAAAUAGCCAACUAGGGUUUGUUUGUACCAUUAUAUCCUCCUAAUCUGUUGCUUGUUUCUGGAAAACAAGUGGUGUUGAGCUGACACUGAAUGGAUAGUUGUUCUGUUUGACCAGCUCUCCCUACUUCGUUACUGGUAGUUUAAUUGCCUUUUCAGUUAGAUGUAUUGGCUGACCGUCUCUGCCACAGCAAAUGAGUAGUUAAUCUAUUUGUGUAAAGUCGAUGUGGAGCUGGAACAAAAUAGUAAAUGUUAACUUAUUUGCUUAGGUAGUCGUUUAGUUGUAGCUUUCUGUAACAUGGAAGUUGGAACCUCUUCUUUCGUUGGAUAUUCGUAGACUUAAUUGAUCACCUGUUUCACUUUUUUGAUCAUGCCGCUACUUUCAUUUUUAAAUUUCGACAAGCUUGUCAUCAUACCAUAUGCAGUAUGUCGAAGGAUCUCCUCAACAUCCUUGCGGUAAGUCUCUUGGUACUUUGCAAACAACCUCUUUUUUCUGGUUGGUUGGAUUCCUAAUAGUCUUCACAAAU
This is a messenger RNA of Linum tenue, 3589 nucleotides long. NCBI's taxonomy places the organism in Eukaryota, Viridiplantae, Streptophyta, Magnoliopsida, Malpighiales, Linaceae. The record is from the annotation of a GenBank genome assembly.